Messenger RNA from Penicillium samsonianum, 180 nucleotides. RefSeq lists its product as uncharacterized. Lineage: Eukaryota; Fungi; Ascomycota; Eurotiomycetes; Eurotiales; Aspergillaceae. The coding region runs from base 1 to 180 and encodes 59 amino acids. The record is from RefSeq and is a predicted model, not a curated record. The transcript has a single exon.
AUGCCCCGCGACCGCCGCAUCCAGGUCAGUGUCGCGCUUGUCUACUACCGUUCCCAAGUAUUCCUGAGCCGCCAUGCCUCGGGUCCCUAUAAGUCGUACAAUCCCUCCGAGUUUAAUGACGAGGUGGAAGAAGUAGAGGGAGUGGGUAGGACUGAUUGUUUGAGAAUUUGCGCAGAUUGA